This is a messenger RNA of Aspergillus homomorphus CBS 101889, 780 nucleotides long. RefSeq names its product DUF2423 domain-containing protein. NCBI's taxonomy places the organism in Eukaryota, Fungi, Ascomycota, Eurotiomycetes, Eurotiales, Aspergillaceae. The record is from RefSeq and is a predicted model, not a curated record. Bases 132 to 503 code for a protein of 123 amino acids. The transcript has 3 exons. Gene Ontology annotation, cellular component: preribosome, large subunit precursor.
UGCAGAUCUAAGAAAAAUCUGCAAAACCCAUUGCUCACAACCCAUAUCGCCAAGCCAAUAUCUUUUUUCAUUCUUCAUUCACUGUCGAUAUAUUAUUCAAUCAUUGAGACUAUCUGCCUUCUUUUUCAAACAUGGCGAAGAGUGGUCGAGCCAGUGUCAUCAAGCGCAACAGGGCCAGUUUGCGAGCCACUGUCUUUGCGCCUGCCGUCGAUGCAAGAACUGAAAGACUCUCCGCAAAGCUGCAGGAACUUGCCGCCCAGCCAAAGCCAAAUGAAAGCAAAUCAAAGAUGGAGUUGGACUCAACAAACUGUGAUGCCCAAGCUAGUGAGGCAAAGUCAAAGACAACAGAAUCUAAUGAAGAUAUGGAUAUCGAUCAGAAACCCCAUUAUACCCACGGUCGCUCUAAAAAGUCAGGGCGCAUUCAGAAGAAUAAGAAAAAUCGCUCAUCGAUAGUCUUCCGUCCUCACCCUUUGAAGGCCAAAAGAAUGUCUAAGAAGAAAUAAAUGAACUCGCCUUGCGCAUGUUCAGCUUGCAAAAGUUUACAUCUGGAGUUCUGGAGUUCAUAUGUGAUCUGGCUUCAUAUCAUUAGCCAUCUCGUCAUUUGCCCGUUCAGCUAGGUCAUGGUUAAGGACGGUUCGCAAUCGAACAGUCGAGCAACACAGAUACAAUACAUUUUCGUUGUCCAGGUUUCUAUUUCACAAACAGAAUGUCUGAGUAGGUGAUAAGCUCUCAAGUUUCCAGAAACGACGUAGCAGUAUUUCGAAACCCUUAUCAUAAUGG